Molecule: messenger RNA, 1799 nt
Organism: Acinonyx jubatus (cheetah)
Lineage: Eukaryota; Metazoa; Chordata; Mammalia; Carnivora; Felidae
Gene: ZGLP1
Product: zinc finger GATA like protein 1
Exons: 6
Coding region: 413-1360 (315 amino acids)
Biological process (GO): oocyte development; regulation of transcription by RNA polymerase II; spermatogenesis
Cellular component (GO): nucleus
Molecular function (GO): zinc ion binding; sequence-specific DNA binding
Source: RefSeq, a predicted model, not a curated record
GAUGGGGCCGCGGGGGUGGGGGACCCCCGGGGCGGAGACCUGGAACCUCCCGGGAGGAGAGGGCGUGGGGGCCUGAGCACACGUGGAUCGGCGUGGCAAGGCCCCGCCCCCACCGCCGCGGAGGGAUUCGGAGGGGUCCGGGCCGGCCCGGCGGGGUGCGAAGUCCACCUGAGCCGGGUGACCAGAGUGGCACCGAGGCUGGCCCGCGGCGCUGGGAACCGGGUGCCGAGCAUCGCCUGCUAGAGGCGCCCGACCCCGCUGGCCCCGCCCAGGUGGGGCUCAUUGCACCCUCUGCAGAGGCGCCCCCACCAGGCGCGUCCUGCUCCCCUCAGGUGGGGCUCAUCGAGUGGGCCCAGGGUGGGCGGGGCCGGGCGCAAUCGGGGCGGGGGAGGUGGGGCAGGGCCAGGGCGCGAUGGAGGCCCGGCCUGUCCCAGACUUCUCCAAGCUAAAGGAGCUGCUGGCGCCGACGUGUCUGGACCCUAAGGCGUCUCGGGCGCCCCCUCUUCAGCAGGCACCAAGGACCCCAGGAUGCCCCAGACCCAAUGGCAGGUCCUUCUGGCCUGCACGCCAGGACUCCGUCACUGCCCGGCGUUUUCUCCAAGAAACAGCAGAGGGGCUGGUCCAGCGCCCUGCCCAGGACACCCAAACCCUGGGGGCCUCCCAGGAGCUGAAGGCCUUGGAGUCUCUGGGACCUUCGCCUCUGGCAAGGGAUGCCGAGAACAUGCUGACCCCAAUCAGCCAGCAAUGCUGCAGCUCGAGGCCCCCGGAGGCUCCCCCAGCCCCCUCAGCCCUACCCCAGAGGAGGCCCCGGAAGCAGUCAAAGCCCCACCGGGGCGCUGAGAGAGUGGAUCCCCGGUUUGAGGGGGUGACCCUGAAGUUUCAAAUAAAGCCGGAUUCCAGCCUCCAGAUCCUAGCCAGCUACAGCCUGACCUGCACUAGCCGCUCCCAGGGUCCCUCCACAGGCCCUGCGGGCGGCCCUGAGGCCAACUCAGGAGGCGGUGAGGCCCUGGGGCCCCGGUGCUGUGCUUCCUGUAGGACCCAGAGGACCCCACUCUGGAGAGAUGCUGAAGACGGGACCCCUCUCUGCAAUGCGUGUGGUAUCAGGUACAAAAAAUAUGGCACCCGCUGCUCCAGCUGCUGGCUGGUGCCCAGGAAGAGCGUCCAGCCCAAGAAGUUAUGUGGCAGAUGUGGGGUGUCCCUGGGCCCCCACCAAGGCCCGGCUCAGGAAGGGGAUCCCAGGUGGAAGACCCAGGCCUCCAGCUCCAGAGCCCCUGUCUCAGGGGGCCACUGUGCCCCAUCGUGGCCCCUGGUCCAAUCCGGCUUGGCUGAGCCUCUCCUCAGGAAAUGUCCUCAGCAGUGACACUCAUAUUGUUGACAGCAGUAACAAUAAAGAACAAAACGACUCUGAGAAAAGCACCGUGACUCGGGGAUCGUGUCUCACGCACGCAGGCACGUGGGGGCACGUGUUUUCUCAUUCGGAUUCUGAGGGACACACACAGAGUCGUCUAUAUGGGCACCAGCCGCCCCACAGGGAAUUAGUCACCUUCACCGCAACUCCCCAUACAGGGCGACAGCCACCACACGCAGAGACAGACAACAGUAGACAGACACACACAUGGGGCGCCUGGCUGGCUCAGCCCAUGGAGUGGGCGACUCUUGACCUCGGGGUUGUGGGUUCAAGCCCCACGUUGGGGGUAGAGAUUACUUACAAAAAUAAGAUCUUAAAAAGAGAGAGAGACAGGGGCACCGCCUUGGGCGGCUCAGUCGGUUGAGCGUCUGACUUCGGCUCAGUUCAGGUC